UACACACGAUGGCGACAGACGAAUAUAGCAUGCUAAUUAUUUUCAGUAUGACUUUUAGGGUUAACCCUUACAGUCGUUAUCAAUGGAUUAGGGCAUCCGGCGAUCCUCACUAAUGAAUGGGGGAGAAUGACUCAUGUCGUGUAACACUUGCUAGUUGUGUGUCUGUGUUUACUACGUGUUUUACAUUGCUCUGCCACGUCCCCGAACACACGAAAAACACGCCAUGCAUCUCCAACCAACCUUAAAAUGGACAUUAUUGGAGACCUAUGUGUCUAAAUGUUAGUGCAGAUACGGUAUGAAUAUUGACGCUUGUAGGAAUAGUUGCUUGUUAUCCGAUGGCCCGUGAACGCCUCGCGCUAAACGUCACGAUAAUCGCGAGCCUUUAAACUUGCUUCACAGAUCAUCUAAUCCAUUUUUGACGAAUAACGACGGUUUGAAACCGGCGUAAACCUGCUGCGUUCACACAAGUGAUGAAUUGAAAUGUCCGAUGCUAUUGUGGGCCAAUGUAGCUCAGUUAGCCAAGUGGCUAGCUCGCUAGCUAGCUAGCCAGCUCCCACACGAUGACAGAUUAACACACGCAAACAAAAUAUGAACCUAAGUUGGGAUGUUUUCUAUUGGAUCCGGUUCUUUAAAGAUGAUUCAAAACGAUGACGUUAUUCGGGCUAUCCUUUUGUACAAGCGGUGCUGUGCUAAUGUAAACACCGAGGUAGAGAAGUGCUCCUUGUGGCAGAUUGGAGCUCCUGAAGACUCUGAAAAGGCUGGGCGAGCUUCCGAUGACCGUCGACAUCCUGGUGGAAACUGGAGUGGGGAAGACGGUCAACUCUUUUAGGAAACACGAAGUCGCCGCCGAGGUGGCAAAAGGCCUGGUCGCCAAGUGGAAGAAGCUCGUCCCGCAGCCUGCAGACAGAAGCGGCGGCAAUCACGCCAAAGAGGCGCCACGGUCACACUCUCGAGGCUCCAGUGAUGCGGGCCAACGGCACCAGCGGGAGCCCUCCCCCGAGGAGGAGAAAGAGCCGUCCUACGUAGAAGAAGAGGAAGAGGAGGAUGAAGGGCGAAGCCGCCACGCCAGCUAUUCCCCCUCGCCACCGCGGCCUGAGCAGUACAGCCCCCGGCGGCCGGGGGGCGACCAGUCUGACGAGUAUGACAGCCCCGAGCCGGAACCGGAACCCAGCCCGCCUCCCCGUAGAGACGACAAACACGCCAAGCCCGGCAAAGCCCACGGGAACCACCGCCACGACAAGCAGCGCCGACACCACAUGCCGGGCGCUCGUGAUGGAGGCCCCCGCAGCGAGGGGAAGAAGCGGCGUGCCGACAGGGAACCGAGUCCGCCAGCUAAGUCCACCAAGCAGGACAGGAAGUCACAUGAGGACAGGAAGGGCGGAGAUGAUGGGCGACCGCUGCCAGCGCACAAGGACUCUCCCGGUGCCGGGGGCAGCGGGGAAGACGACUUUGAGACCCCCACCAUGUCCUUCGAGUCCUUCCUCACGUACGAUGCCCCGACAUCGUCCUCUGUCAAGAAGAAGAAGAAGAAGAAGACGACGACGUCACACGGACACCCUUCCCACGCUUCCCACGCUUCCCACGCUUCCACCGCCCCGUCUCAUCGCCGCACGUCUCAGCCCGCCCCCUUAUCUUCAUCCUCCUCCUCUUCGUCCAAAGCGAGCAAGACCAACGGCGCUACGAGGACAAGGAGGUCUGACUCGGACUUGGCUUCGGCUGUUCCGGCAAAACGCAGAAAGGCGGUGGAACCUCUUCCCUCGCUUCCUGAAAUCCCUCUGCCAGACAUCCAGCCCAACUACAGACCUCUGCCCUCCAUCGACAUCACGCCGCUGUCCCCUCAGAGACGGAAAGGUCCUGUCUACAACGACGAGGAGGACGCCGGCUUCACGGGGAAGCGAUUCAACUCCAAGAUGGUGGUCUACUCGGGGUCCAAGACCUCAUACCUGCCCCGGAUGAUGACGCUGUACGAGCAGUGCAUCCGAGUGCUGCAGAACAACAUCGACUCCAUUGCCGAGGUGGGAGGGGUGCCGUUUACCAUCUUGCAGCCGGUGCUGGAGCGGUGCACCCCGGAGCAGCUGUAUCGCAUCGAGCAGAGCAACCAGGUGAGCCAUGUUUCCUCUUCCUCAGUACGAGCCGCUAAAACGGCUCACAGGAGAUGUUCUUGUCUUCAGUGGUUCACCGAGGAAUCGGACGAGCUGUGGAUGCGUCACUGUCAGCGGGACUUCAAGCGGGAGACCCCCCAAGAGUACGAGUCCUGGAGGGAGCUCUACCUGCGGCUGCACGACGAGCGAGAGGCGCGCCUGAGGAGGCUGACCCAAAACAUCAGCUCGGCGCACGCCAACAAGCCCAAAGGGCGGCAGGUCAAGAUCGCGUUUGUCAACUCGGCCGCCAAGCCGCCGCGAGACGUCCGCCGCCGGCAGGAAAAGUUUGGCACCACCAACGGUUCCUCUGCAGCCUCCACCGCCGCCGCCACGCCCAUCAAAAUAAGACCAGCAAGCAACGACUACUCCGGCGACUCCGGCCGCUCCUCCUCUUCCCUCCUCAUCCCGUCACCCAGCUCGUCCCGCUCCUCAGCGCCCCCAGCAGCAGGAGGCGGGGCAACAGGUGGAGGACACGCCUCCCGGGAAAAGCCACAGGUGAAAAAAAUCGCCCCCAUGAUGGCCAAAACAAUCAAAGCUUUCAAGAAUAGAUUCUCCCGCCGAUAGGAGCUGAAACAUCGCCUCCUUUCCAUUGAACCGGGGUGGCGCUCCUUCCCCGACCAACUAAACAUGUGACCUUUCAGUGGCUUUUAAUUAAGGCCUUGGGGGGGGGGGGGUCAAACCAAACCUAACCUUUUUGUCCAUUUUCUUUUUGUUUUCUGUGAUAGUUCAGUGAAGGAGAGACAAAAAGGUGGAAUUCAAGUUUUUAUCACAUUCAUGUCCAUACUUGGGGGCUGGGGGCUGGGGGGGGGGGCACGUUGCAAACCAGCACAGCAACUUGUUUUACCUCGCCAUGCAUUUGAAAAAGCUGAAGAUCUCCUUUCCUGCUGUCCGACUGUGUACAUAUUCUCUUAUCUGCUUCACUGGCCAUUGCCGGGGGUGGGGGGUGGGGGGUGGGGGCGUGGGGGAAGAAGCAAAGUGAUGUGAUAUUUAUUGACUUUGUCCUGACACCCCUCCCACUUGGACCCUCAAGGAAGUAGAUGAAGACCUGUCAUUUUAUUAGAUUUUAAGAAAUGUUCUAUGGUCAUUUGUAUUAAAUAGGACUUUUUGCCCAAUUGUGUUCGUGUGGAGAUGUCUGUCAUCCACGUGACCACAAUACAGAGUCCACCCUUUCAAAGUAAGGCUGGAUGACAGUCAGACGACUGCAGCCAACAAUCAUCUGUUUUGGAAAGAAACGCUGUGCUUACUGCAUGUAAGGAGUCCGUCAUCGUCACUUGUACCAGCAGUAGUACAUUUUACAUCCAAACUUUGUCAUUUUCCUGAGACAAUAACACGAGUUUUAUUUUACAACCCCUAAACCGGAAGUAUAUAUACACAGAAGCCCAAACUGUUUGUGUUACAGAAAGAAAGAAUGCUACUAUUGAUUUAGUCCGCCAAUUAUAACAGCU
Doryrhamphus excisus (bluestripe pipefish) is the source of this 3586-nucleotide messenger RNA. The record is from RefSeq and is a predicted model, not a curated record. NCBI's taxonomy places the organism in Eukaryota, Metazoa, Chordata, Actinopteri, Syngnathiformes, Syngnathidae.